AUGGCUGCAGAAAUUGGCUCCCGGAGGCUGGUCCAAGGUGCAGAGGUAUUUUCUCCAACAGCAAUCCCGGAUUUAGCUGAAGGAGAUCAGAGUGCUGGGGCCACUUGCACCCUCUUGAGCUUCUCAGAAUAUCCUGACCUCCAGGUUCCCUUGUUCCUGGUGUUCACCAUCUACACGGUCACCGUGACUGGGCCUCUGGGCAUGAUUGCCAUCAUCAGGGUCAGUCCCAAUCUGCAAACUCCCGUGUACUAUUUUCUCAGCCACCUGUCCUUUAUUGACUUCUGUUAUUGCCCCAUAGUUACACCCAAACUCUUCAAGAACUUGGUUGUAGAAGACAGAACUCUCUCCAUCGUAUUCAUCAUGCACUUCUUCGUAUUGUGCUUAUUUGCAGUGGCAGGAACAGUCAUGUUGGCAGUGAUAGCCUAUGACCAAUUUGUGGCAGUUUGUCAGCCUCUUCUCUACACGGUGGUCAUGUCUCCAGAGCUCUGUGCAUCAUUAGUGGCUGGACCCUACCCGUGGGGUAUAGUCGCUUCCCUGAUGCUCACCUAUUUCCUCCUGGCAUUGUCCUUCUGUGGGUCUAACAUCAUGAAUAAUUCUGUCUGGGAGCACUCUGUCAUUGUGUCUGUCUCCUGCUCUGACCCCUCCACCAGCCAAGUGCUUUGUUUUGUCAUCGCCAUAUUUAAUGAGGGGAUCAGCCUGGUAAUUAUCCUCACUACUUACAUAUCCAUUUUUGUCACUAUCCUAAAAAUGCCUUCUGCUGGUGGGCACCGGAAAGCCUUCUCUACCUGUGCCUCCCAUCUCACCGCCAUCACCCUUUUCCACGGGACGGUCCUAUUCCUUUAUUGUGUACCCAAAUCCAAAAGCGAGUGGCUCAUAGUCAAAGUGGGUUCUGUAUUUCAGGCAGUGGUGAUUCCCAUGCUGAAUCCUCCGAUCUACAGCCUCAGGAACAAAGAUGUGAAAGAGAGUGCCAGGAAGUUAAUGAAUCGCUUAAUACAAUGUUGCUGA
Molecule: messenger RNA, 1005 nt
Organism: Phacochoerus africanus (Common warthog)
Lineage: Eukaryota; Metazoa; Chordata; Mammalia; Artiodactyla; Suidae
Product: olfactory receptor 5D13-like
Biological process (GO): G protein-coupled receptor signaling pathway; sensory perception of smell
Cellular component (GO): membrane
Molecular function (GO): odorant binding; olfactory receptor activity
Source: RefSeq, a predicted model, not a curated record